GGCGCCCGGGUGCCGCGGGGAGGAGGGGUGAACAAAGGGCUCAUUCUCCCCUUGCGCAGCCGGUGGCAUCGCCGGGGCGUUGGCGGAAGCCCCCGGGGCUCAGGAGGGGGCAGGCCCAGGCGGGGCCGCCGAAUCACGGGCUCCUGUUUCCCGCAGGGUGCUGGAGGAGGAAACCGGCGGAGCAGCUUCCCCACUCUCAGUUGCGCAUCUGGCGAUGGCGAUCGGAGGUCCUGCUGCGCUCUCCGCUGCGCUCUCCCUGCAUUAGCCGCGUCGCGCGGUGCUGAGCCCUAGCCGGUGCCUCUCUCUUGGGUCACGGGAUCGGCCCCCUUUCAGGCUCGACCCCCUCCCCCGGCCCCUCGGCCUUUCCCCCUACUCAGCCAUCUGCGACCCGGGGCGCGCGUUCCCCCCGGCCCAGCUCCCUCUUUCCCUCCGGGGGGCACCCGCUCCCUAGCCCCGGUCCGGCCCUCCCCAAAGCGCAGCACGGAGUCUCGGCGUCCCAUGGCGCAACCCACGGCCUCGGCCCAGAAGCUGGUGCGGCCGAUCCGCGCCGUGUGCCGCAUCCUGCAGAUCCCGGAGUCCGACCCCUCCAACCUGCGAUCCUAGAGCGCCCCCGCCGCCCGGGGGAAAAGAGAGCGCGAGCGCGCUGAGCGGAGAACGCGACGACCACGCGCCCGCCCGCCGGCCGGGAGGCCUGAGCCGGCCCAUGGGGAGCGGGUGCCCGGCGCCGGCCAGCACAACUGCCGCCGCCUGCUCCGCGCCCGGUCCGUGAAGCCCAGGGAUCCCCCUGGGAGAGCCCCAUGAGGGCAGGAGAGGGAUGGCAAGUACGCCCAGCUUCCUGAAGGACACCCCAGCCUGGGAGAAGACGGUCCUUGAAAAUGGCAUCAUGGGACAGGAGCCGGGCACUCCACCAAGGGACAGCCUGCGUCACGGGUCACUGUGCCUUGGAGAGCCUGCCCCCUUCUGGAGGGGCGUCCUGAGCACCCCAGACUCCUGGCUUCCCCCUGGCUUCCCCCAGGGCCCCAAGGACACUUUCCCGCUGGUGGAGGGAGAGGGCCCCCAGAAUGGGGAGAGGAAGGCCAGCUGGCUGGGCGGCAAGGAUGGACUGCGCUGGAAGGAGGCAAUGCUGGCCCACCCGCUGGCCUUCUGCGGGCCAGUGUGCCCUCCGCACUAUGGCCCCCUCAUUCCUGAGCACAGUGGGGGACAGCCCAAGGGUGAUCCCGUGGCCCUCAGGCCCUUACACUGCCCUUUUCUGCUGGAGACCAAGAUCCUGGAGCGAGCUCCCUUCUGGGUGCCCACCUGCCUGCCACCCUACCUAGUGUCCAGCCUGCCCCCAGAGCGUCCAUGUGACUGGCCACUGGCCCCACACCCUUGGAUGUACCCUGGGGGCCAGCCCAAGGCGCCGUCUGCCUUCAGCCUGGGCAACAAGGGCUUUUACCCCAAGGAUCCGAGCACUCUCAGGCUGGCAAAGGAGCCCUCCUUUGCAGUGUUGGAACCUGGGCUGUUGGGUUCAGCCCCUGGUGGUCUUCUGCAGAGAGCACGAGAGGCAGAAGGCCCUUCACUCCACCAGAGGGAGGGAAAUCCAGGAGCUGGCAGGCCGAAGAAUCUUCGCUCACUUGUCCUGGGACAUCCAGACACUGUUCCCCGGACCGCCUGGCCCACCUGUCCUCCUGGCCUGGUCCAUAGUCUUGGCAAUGUCUGGACUGUGCCAGGCAGUGGCAGUCUGGGGUACCAGCUAGGGCCACCUGUCACGCCACGGUGCCCCUCUCCUGGGCCUCCUACCACCCAGGGGGGCUGUUGCUCAUCCCACCCACCUGCUCGAGAGGGGGAUGUUGGUCCUUGUGGGAAGUGCCAGGAGGGCCUGGAGGGGGUUUCCAGUGGGCCUGCUGAGUCCAGCGAGGAAGCGAACAAGGCUGUGGGUCCCAGAGCCUGUCCCCCAAACCACCACACCAAACUGAAGAAGACGUGGCUCACACGGCACUCGGAGCAGUUUGGGUGCCCAAGUGGCUGGCCUGCGGAAGAGGAGAGCCCAGCUGCCCAGCUCCGGGCCCUCAAGAGGGCAGGCAGCCCCGAGGUCCAGGGAGCCAUGGGUGGCCCAGCCCCCAAGCGCCCACCUGACCCUUUCCCAGGCACCACAGGCCAGGAGGCCAGGGGUUGGCAGGAGGUGCUGGACGCAUCAGUAGGGAGCAAGGCGGAAGCAGAACAGCAUGAUGCACAGAGAGGACCCCGAGGUGGCAGGGCCAGCAUCCAGGACCCUGGGCCUCAGGACACACCUGGCGUGGCUCUCUCGGCAGGCGUCACUCAGUGCCAAAGCUGUGCCCAGGCAGCUGGAGGGGUGGGAGAGCUGGCCUGCCACUCCCAGGAAGCACAGAGGCCACCCCUGGGUGCCGAGCCACAGCAGGAGGAAGACUCCCAGGAAGGAGGAGGGUCUGGCUCCGACCUGCUCAGCAUGGGCCUUGCCAAGCACCUGCUGAGUGGUUUGGGGGACCGCCUGUGCCGCCUGCUGCGCAGGGAGCGGGAGGCCCUGGCCUGGGCCCAGCGCGAAGCAGGCCAGGGGCCAGCUGUGACAGAGGACAGCCCGGGCACCCCACGCUGCUGUAGCCGCUGCCACCACGGACUCUUCAACACCCACUGGAGAUGCCCCCGCUGCAGCCACCGGCUGUGUGUGGCCUGUGGGCGUGUGGCCAGUGCAGGGAGGGCCAGGGAGAAGGCAGGCUCUCAGGAGCAGUCCCUGGAGGAGUGUGCCCAGGAGGCUGGGCACACUGCCUGUUCCCUGGUGCUGACCCAGUUUGUCUCCAGCCAGGCUUUGGCAGAACUGAGCACCGCAAUGCACCAGGUCUGGGCCAAGUUUGACAUUCGGGGGCACUGCCUCUGCCAAGCUGAUGCCCGGGUGUGGGCCCCUGGGGCUGGGGGACAGCAGAAGGAGCCGACAGAGAAAACUCCCCCAACUCCACAACCUUCCUGCAAUGGGGAUUCCAACAGGACCAAGGACAUCAAAGAGGAGACCCCAGACUCUACUGAGACCCCAGCAGAGGACCGAGCCAGCCGAGGGCCCCUGCCUUGUCCCUCUCUCUGUGAACUGCUGGCCUCUACUGCUGUCAAACUCUGCCUGGGGCACGAGCGCAUCCACAUGGCCUUCGCCCCCGUCACGCCGGCCCUGCCCAGCGACGAUCGCAUCACCAACAUCCUGGACAGCAUCAUCGCGCAGGUGGUAGAGCGGAAGAUCCAGGAGAAGGCCCUGGGGCCGGGCCUGCGGGGUGGGCCAGGCCUUCGCAAGGGCCUAGGCCUGUCCCUGUCUCCGGUGCGGCCCCGGAUGCCUCCUCCUGGGGCCUUGCUGUGGCUGCAGGAGCCCAGGCCUCGGCGCUGCUUCCACCUGUUCCAGGAGCACUGGAGGCAGGGCCAGCCUGUGUUGGUGUCAGGGAUCCAGAGGACUCUGCAAGGUGGCCUGUGGGGGAUGGAAGCUCUCAGGGCGCUUGGAGGCCAGGUUCGGGCGCUCACUGCCCUUGGGCCCCCCAAGCCCACAGGCCUGGACAGUGCGGCAUUCUGGGAGGGAUUCUCCGGGCUUGAGAGCCGCCCAAAGCCAGACGAGGGCUCUGUCCUCCUGCUGCACCGAGUUCUGGGAGAUGAGGAUGCCAGCAGGGUGGAGAACCUGGCCUCCAGCCUGCCCCUCCCAGAGUACUGUGCCCACCACGGGAAGCUCAACCUGGCAUCCUACCUCCCACCGGGCCUCACCUUGCACCCACUGGAGCCCCAGCUCUGGGCGGCCCAUGGCGUGAGCCCGCACCGUGGACACCUCGGGACCAAGAACCUGUGUGUGGAGGUGGCUGACCUGGUCAGCGUGCUGGUGCAUGCAGAGGCACCGCUGCCUGCCUGGCACCGGGCACAGAAAGACUUCCUUUCCGGCCUGGACGGGGAGGGACUGUGGUCUCCGGGCAGCCAGGUCAGCACUGUGUGGCACGUGUUCCGGGCACAAGAUGCCCAGCGCAUCCGCCGCUUUCUCCAGAUGGUAUGCCCGGCUGGGGCAGGGACCCUGGAGCCCGGCGCCCCAGGCAGCUGCUACCUGGACGCAGGGCUGCGACGGCGCCUGCGGGAAGAGUGGGGUGUGAGCUGCUGGACCCUGCUGCAGGCCCCUGGAGAGGCUGUGCUGGUGCCUGCAGGGGCGCCCCACCAGGUACAAGGCCUGGUGAGCACAGUCAGUGUCACCCAGCACUUCCUAUCCCCAGAGACCUCUGUCCUCUCCGCUCAGCUCUGCCACCAGGGACCUAGCCUGACCCCCGACUGCCGCCUUCUUUAUGCCCAAAUGGACUGGGCUGUGUUCCAGGCAGUGAAGGUGGCCGUGGGAACAUUACAAGAGGCUAAAUAGGGGACCCCUGGUGUCUGGGGGAAGGAGUGGUGGACAGGUAGACCAGGUGUUCAGCCCAGACAUAGCUUCAUCAGGGAAUGGCACUGGGGGAUUUAGGGACUUUUGGCCAAUCCCACAAACACCACUCUGCACCCUAUUCCUUGCCCUGGCCCUGGCCCUAAAGUCAACAACCAUAGUGCCACUGAAGCUCACACCUGCCCUUCGCAGGCUGGCACCUGCUCCACCCUGUGCCCCUCUCCAUGGUACCAGGCCAUAUUAGGGGGAACUGACUCCCUCCAACCCUUGUGCCCCAAUCCAGGAGACAAACAGCCCUUCCUCAGGGGACCUUGGGAAUCAUUCUGGCUUAAGCAACACUUUCUUCUGCUGCCUUGUCCCUCCCUGUGUCCCAAGCUCUGCUUAUACCACCCGCAUCCUCACUGGGCUCCCAGGCAGCCCUUCAUACUGUGGCCGUGCUAGACGAGGGGCUACAGAACUGCCCUCUUGCCAGAAUUGCUGUUCAGUGUCGGGGAGAGGGCCUAGGGGAGUGCCUGCCUGGGCUGGAGGGAAUGACAUGGGCCGUGCCACCCUGCCCCCACUCUAGCCUCCCACCUCCCUCCUUCCUGCGUGAUUUCCAUUAAAAUCUGUUGUUUUGCGAUGCUGCCAGUGUGGUUGGCCCUGCUCCUGCAGGCCACAUGGUCUGGGAAGGGAGGAGAAACAAGGGAAUUUGCCCUGGAGCAGAGGCAAGCAGACAAGGGCAGGCAGGGCUAUGGGGGUCCCCUCAAACACUCCUGCCUGCUCUUCCUGCGGGAGCCUGGAGCCUUCUGGGGUGCUGCCCCCUGAAGAUGCCCCUGACUGUGACAGCAGACGAGGAUGAGUUGUGGGCAAGGCACUGAGGUGGCCUCCCUGUGUGGCAUCAGCUGUGGAUUCCAGAGCCCCGCUGUCCCCACAACCUCCAGGCCACCCCCCCAUCUGCCCCACGCUGGAGGGACACCAGGGAGCCCGCACCCAGCCCCACUGCCCAUGGUGGCCACAGCCUGGGACUGAGCUUCCCUGCCUCAGACACUGCUGCUAUCCUCUCCCUGCCCCAGCCCCUGGUGUGGCUCAGCCCUCCGCCCCCCUGCCCCGUGUAUUUCAACCCCACCAACGCACCACCUCUUGUCAUACCUAAUUGUUUCUGCUGUGGUUUGGGGAAUUUUUUUAUUAAAUAAAUUUUUUUAUUAUAACUGUAA
Messenger RNA from Chinchilla lanigera (long-tailed chinchilla), 5568 nucleotides. It is a transcript of the gene Hr, whose product is annotated as hair growth associated. Gene Ontology annotation, biological process: regulation of transcription by RNA polymerase II. The record is from RefSeq and is a predicted model, not a curated record. Gene Ontology annotation, molecular function: histone H3K9 demethylase activity; transcription coregulator activity; chromatin DNA binding. Gene Ontology annotation, cellular component: histone deacetylase complex; chromatin. The transcript is spliced from 19 exons. NCBI's taxonomy places the organism in Eukaryota, Metazoa, Chordata, Mammalia, Rodentia, Chinchillidae. Bases 815 to 4360 code for a protein of 1181 amino acids.